Molecule: messenger RNA, 3885 nt
Organism: Arvicanthis niloticus (Nile rat)
Lineage: Eukaryota; Metazoa; Chordata; Mammalia; Rodentia; Muridae
Gene: Neurl1
Product: neuralized E3 ubiquitin protein ligase 1
Biological process (GO): negative regulation of Notch signaling pathway
Cellular component (GO): postsynaptic density; plasma membrane
Molecular function (GO): ubiquitin protein ligase activity
Source: RefSeq, a predicted model, not a curated record
CCGAGCAGCCGCGCGCCGAGCCCCGACUCUAUGGCCCGCGGGGAGCGCGCCGCCGCUGCGCCGCCCACCCGCAGCCGGAAUCCGAGCUCCAGCACCAGGCAGAGCGCAGAGGCGCGCGCCGCGGGCCGGGGCCCAGGGGCCGGGCCGCCCCGGGCGCGGGGCAUGGGAGCCCGGUAGCCGAGUGGCGCGAGGACCCCUGCGGCGGGCAGGACCCGCCGAGCGAAGACCGCCGAGCCCGGGGAGAGCCGGAGUCAGCGAACCGUCCGCCCCCGGCCGCAGCCCCGCCAGAGCCCUCCCCCGGCGGCGCGCACCCGAGCGCGCACACACUUGCACACCUUUCCUCCGCUCCUGCCCAGCCUCGCCUGGCCCCCGCCGGAGCACCCCCGGUGGGCCGAUGCCAUGGGUAACAACUUCUCCAGUGUCUCGUCUCUGCAGCGAGGAAACCCGAGCCGCGCAUCGCGGGGCCACCCCCAGAACCUCAAAGACUCCAUCGGGGGCUCCUUCCCGGUCCCCUCUCACCGAUGCCAUCACAAGCAGAAGCAUUGCCCGCCUGCGCUGUCAGGUGGGGGGCUCCCGGCCACGCCGCUGCUCUUCCACCCCCACACUAAGGGCUCCCAGAUCCUCAUGGACCUCAACCACAAGGCCGUCAAGCGGCAGGCCAGCUUCUGCAACGCCAUCACCUUCAGUAACCGUCCAGUGCUCAUCUACGAGCAAGUCAGGUUGAAGAUCACCAAGAAGCAAUGCUGUUGGAGUGGGGCCCUGCGACUUGGCUUCACCAGCAAGGACCCUUCCCGCAUCCACCCCGACUCACUGCCCAAGUACGCCUGCCCUGACCUGGUGUCUCAGAGUGGCUUCUGGGCCAAAGCGUUGCCUGAGGAGUUUGCCAACGAGGGCAACAUCAUUGCCUUCUGGGUGGACAAGAAGGGCCGCGUCUUCUACCGGAUCAAUGAGUCAGCCGCUAUGCUUUUCUUCAGUGGGGUCCGAACAGUGGACCCACUCUGGGCCCUGGUGGACGUCUACGGCCUCACGCGGGGUGUCCAGCUGCUAGACAGCGAGCUGGUGCUGCCCGACUGCCUACGGCCGCGCUCCUUCACCGCGCUGCGGCGGCCGUCGCUGCGGUGCGAGGCGGACGAGGCGCGCCUGUCGGUGAGCCUGUGCGACCUCAACGUGCCGGGAACCGACGGCGACGACGGAGCCCCGCCCGCCGGCUGCCCGAUCCCGCAGAACUCGCUCAACUCCCAGCACAGCCGCGCGCUGCCCGCGCAGCUCGACGGCGACCUGCGCUUCCACGCGCUGCGCGCCGGCGCGCACGUCCGCAUCCUGGACGAGCAGACGGUGGCGCGCCUGGAGCACGGGCGCGACGAGCGCGCGCUCGUCUUCACCAGCCGGCCAGUGCACGUGGCCGAGACCAUCUUCAUCAAGGUCACGCGCUCCGGCGCUGCGCGAGCGGGCGCGCUGUCCUUCGGGGUCACCACGUGUGACCCUGGCACGCUGCGGCCCGCCGACCUGCCCUUCAGCCCCGAGGCCCUGGUGGACCGCAAGGAGUUCUGGGCGGUGUGUCGCGUGCCCGGGCCUCUGCACAGCGGCGACAUCCUGGGCCUGGUGGUCAACGCAGACGGAGAGCUGCACCUGAGUCACAACGGCGCGGCAGCCGGCAUGCAGCUGUGCGUGGACGCCUCGCAGCCUCUCUGGAUGCUCUUCAGCCUGCACGGCGCCAUCACGCAGGUCCGCAUCCUCGGCUCCACCAUCAUGGCUGAACGGGGUGGCCCGUCUCUCCCCUGCUCACCUGCUUCCACUCCAACCUCGCCCAGUGCCCUGGGCAGCCGCCUCUCUGACUCCCUGCUUAGCACCUGCGGUUCUGGGCCCCUGGGUGGCUCUGCUGGUGGGACAGCCCCCAACUCACCGGUGAGCCUGCCUGAGUCCCCGGUGACCCUGGGUGUGGGCCAGUGGAGCGAUGAAUGCACCAUUUGCUAUGAACACGCGGUGGAUACCGUCAUCUACACGUGUGGCCACAUGUGCCUGUGCUACGCCUGUGGCCUGCGCCUCAAGAAGGCCCUGCACGCCUGCUGCCCCAUCUGCCGUCGCCCCAUCAAGGAUAUCAUCAAGACCUACCGCAGCUCCUAGCCCACUGCAGAGCCCCACCUGCACGCCCACUUCUGCAGACUGCAGCCCAGCACCGGCUGAGGGCAAAGCCAACAGGGUCCCUUCCUUCUACAGUUUGCAAACUCCUCCUCCUUUCCAUUAAACAUGGGAAACCAAGGUCCCUGAAGGUUUGGGCUGAGAGGGUCUUAGGCAGGGAGGUGGGGACACAAGCAGUUCAUAAUGAGUGGAGGGGAGAGAAGAAGGGUACCCCACAAUCUGUCUCCUCUUUACCCAGGUUUCUGAGGGGCUGAAGUAGAGUCUCAGCUUGUUGCCAUCCCUCCCUAUCUAGGCAGAUCUCUAGGUUGUGCAGCCCGCGUGACAUCUUGGAGAGAGUCAGCAAACAUGUAGCUUCUCCUGGGCAGCUGGGGAGGAGGCCAGUGGACUCCUUACACCCUGGGCAGCUGCAAACUGCAUGCCUCGUCUCUUUCUCCUUACCCAGAGUGGGUAAACAGACAGGCUGCAGAUUCCGGUCCUAGGUCCUUGACCUUGUGUGAACCUGCCAUGUUCAGGACCUCCUGUUUGCCAUGACUUUCGCCAAUCAUCUCACUGGUGCCGUUUCCCAGGGUGCCCUUCAGUAUAGGCUGAUGUAGGCCUUUCUGUUGUCAGGGUCUCAGAAGAACAGGGCCACAGCCACACUUAAGACCUGUCCUCCCUCAUCUCAGUGCCAGCCCCGGCCUGGGCUGAUCUUGCCAUCGUGUGCCCAGGAGGGACAGGAGCCCUCAGUGGGGUGGGGGUUUCCUGACCUGUGGACAGACCUUUUCCUUAUUUUAAUUUAUUUAUUUAUUUGGUUUAUGGGUUUUGCUUAUGAGUUAUGUUCCAACCCGGGGUCUCCUAAAAUGCUGCUGUUGGGGGCUUGAUGGGUGAAGAGAAGCAAGGAAUAGCCCACUCAGAAUCUACCCCCAACAUAAGGUUCCUGGCCAGUCCUGCUAACCCUGAGGUAGAAUUCCAGGCUGGAGGCCUCCCAGGAGGUGGAGGCGCCCUUCCUCCCUGGGUGGGAGCACUGUUAGUGUGGCUGGUCCCAGGGUAUCCACCUCUACAAAGCCAUCAGAAGUUCUGGAAGGUUGGGGGGGAGGGGAGGUGGUUAACACGUGGGGCGGGGACCAGAAUGGAGACCCAUGUCAGAAGAGGGAGGAUAGAUCCUGAAAGCCAGGCUCUGGUCCUGCUAAGGGGGUGUCCAUUACUUAAGGACCAUGGCCCCUAUAGUCCUAAAUGCCUGUUCUAGGUUACUGUGGAGUCUUAGCCUAGGCUUUCCAGGCCUUUCAGUCCUUGGCUCUCAUAUGGCUGUUUUUAUCCCCUCAGAGGUGGCUUCUGCCUUGAAAGAUCUGGGUCUCUGUCCUGGCCACUGGCCACUCAUGUGGCUCUGACCACAGGUCACCCCUACCCUCAAACUCCAGGUUCCCCUGGGUAAAAGUUUGGGGGUGGAACACUUUCCCUGUAGUUCCUGGGAGUUCUUCUCAGGUGUCUCUUCAGAGGAAUGUACUGGGGAGGUGUUGAGAAUGUAUGCCAGGGUGGGCCUUUGCCUGCACCCUCAGUCUCUAGUCACUGGCCCUGGCAGAAUCCUUCAGGCUGGAGCUGGUAAGUUGCCCCAUCUAGCUGGGGCUCAUCCUAGCAAUGGCGAGAGGUCCUAGUACAGAGCUGUGUGGCUGGAGGUGGGAAAAGAAGCCAUUGUCCAUUCAGAGGUAGGACUGCCUCCCCUGUGAACUGGGUCACUGUGUUUGUGAAUAAAGGUGAUUUCGUACCAGC